CCCCGGCAGAACCCGCCCAUUCGAAGCUUCAAUUUUCUUUUCCACCUGGGAUUACCAACCAGCAACACUUGGAAAGCUGCCAAAGCUGCCCACCACCACCAACCCGCGCCCUCCGCCCAUCUCUCUAAUUCCCCUUUGUCUUUUGUCAUUUUUUUUUUUGCAAUUCCCCCACGUCCUCUUGUUUCCUUUUGGUUCAGACUUUCACAGACACUACGUACACACAAUGUAUCGCAGCGGCAUGCGUUCGGCGCCCCGCGCCCUGAGCGCCGCCCGACAGUCGGCAAUUCGCGCAGCUCCUAGACGAUUCGCCUCAACAGCACCCGCCGACAAGCCUAGGACGUGGAAGGGCGCGGCAGUGAGAUGGGGUCUCGCCGCUGGUGCUCUGUACUGGUACAACACGAGUCCGGUCUUUGCCGAGGAGCCCAUCCCCCGAACAAUCGCCGCCCCGUCCCAAUUCUCCGAGUCCGACCUCACCACCGUCGACGCCAUUGUCGAAGAGAAGCGCAAGCGAGCCAUCGUAAAGGCCGAGGAGGCCAAGCCCGCCGCCGCCGCUGCCCCCGUACCGACAGAAGCCAGCGAGCACACCAAGGCGGCACUCGAGGGUGAGGGCGCCGAGGGAAGCCCGGCACCCGCCCCCGGAUCCCCUGAGGCAUUGGAGGCCGAGGCCGAUCAGCAGGGUGCUUUCAACCCCGAGACAGGCGAGAUCAACUGGGACUGCCCGUGCCUGGGCGGCAUGGCUGACGGCCCUUGCGGAGAGGAGUUCAAGGCUGCGUUUAGCUGCUUUGUGUAUUCCAAGGAAGAGCCCAAGGGCAUGGACUGCAUUGAGAAGUUCCAGGGAAUGCAGACGUGCUUCAGGAAAUACCCCGAAGUCUACGGCGACGAGCUGGCCGACGACGAAGGCGCCGAUGAGGCCGAUGCCGCGCCCGCCCUCGACGCCAACGCCGAUGCUACGGUCGCGCCGCCUACCAAGGCCAUUGAGGAGAAGAAAGCGGACAACAAGGAGACCAAGAAGGAGACCAAGGCCGACACCCCGGCGCCUGCCCCUGCCCCCAGAGCUGAGAUCAAGGCCGAAUCAGAGGUGGAAGAGAAGAAGAAGCCCGCGCCGGUCGAGAAGCAGGAGAAGAAGCCCAAGGCCCCGGCGGUGCCCUCGCCUGAGCCUGUUGACCUUACUCAGCCCAACAACAAGGCCGUCGAUGCUACUGCGGCGAACAACAUUUAAAUCGAGAGAGAUGAUGCUUUCUGUACCAAUUUUACACAAGUGGCCACCAGGAGGACUGUAGAGUGAAGGAGAAAGAGAAGGAGCAGACGCUUCACAGCGAAGUCGUAGCUGCGGCUGUGACUGCGGAGCGUGGCUAAUGAAACCAUGACGGGGGAAAAUUCAGGCAUAUUUCAUGUACCAUAAUCGUGUACACAGUGUAUCAGUACGGAAGCAAAAAAGACCAAUAGACAUACACUUCUCUGAGG
Colletotrichum godetiae is the source of this 1464-nucleotide messenger RNA. RefSeq lists its product as uncharacterized. The transcript is spliced from 3 exons. The record is from RefSeq and is a predicted model, not a curated record. Gene Ontology annotation, molecular function: protein-disulfide reductase activity. Gene Ontology annotation, cellular component: mitochondrial intermembrane space. Gene Ontology annotation, biological process: protein import into mitochondrial intermembrane space. NCBI's taxonomy places the organism in Eukaryota, Fungi, Ascomycota, Sordariomycetes, Glomerellales, Glomerellaceae. The coding region runs from base 224 to 1219 and encodes 331 amino acids.